Molecule: messenger RNA, 7124 nt
Organism: Thrips palmi
Lineage: Eukaryota; Metazoa; Arthropoda; Insecta; Thysanoptera; Thripidae
Product: monocarboxylate transporter 14-like
Exons: 9
Coding region: 869-3505 (878 amino acids)
Biological process (GO): monocarboxylic acid transport; transmembrane transport
Molecular function (GO): monocarboxylic acid transmembrane transporter activity
Source: RefSeq, a predicted model, not a curated record
AACCUGUCAACUCCCUUUUUCUCUCUCCGCGAUUUGUGAAAGAAGUGGACUCGCACCGCGGUCCCGUGUCGCGGAGGUGACCGGUGGAAGGCCUUUGCAGCUGGGCGAGGAUGUGGAAUCGAACAGCGACGUCGGCUUCGGGUCUGGAACUUGAAAGCGAAGGGGUGUAAACAUCAACUUAUAUGGUACUGCCGAUUUAUCGCAGUAGCGCUUCAACUACUUGGCGCUGGCCCACCUGUGCAGUUUCCUUCGACAGCCACUCGUUGGCUCUGCUCUUUUCCUCAAGUGUCCUCACUUGCCGGUCAUUGAUGAGCAGUCUGCAGCCCCGUUCGAUCCCAUUCAUCUCACCACUGUCCUGUGUCGCUGGUACUUCAGAAAGUGUUUCGUGUUCAACAGAAUCUUGGAAGAAGAGACAAUUGUUAAGUGAUCAGUUAUUAUCGCGGUUUUCCCAAGAUCUUCAAGGUUGGCCUCGAAGAUGGACACAGACUGAACCCUCUCACGAAUUUUGUAGAAAUCAAUUUAUCUUGUAAUUAGCUCAAUUUAAAUUGUCUUAAAUUUAUUGGCUGCAGUUUUUCUUCUCUUAUUAUAUUUUUCUUGAGUUCGUAAGAGGUUUAAUUGUAGUUGAUCAAACAGUGGAGUCAACAUGCUGCCAUUUUAAAUUUCAUAACAUCCUGUGAUAAACCUUUGAUAUCUGUAAAUAUUAGGAUAUUGUCAACCAUUAGGACAAGUGGUAUUUUUUGUUGUUGUUGGAAACCUCAGCUGUGAUAAAAGAUACAAGUAAUAUCUGAAUUUUUAAGUGCUACAUUAGGAAGUGUAUUACAAGGAAAUAUCAUAUUAUGAACAACAAAUCUUAAGCUGCUCUUCAAGAAUGGAACCAACUGAAGUAAGCGAGCAGACAGGUACCGCACCUAUUGUACGAUGGAACAAUGGCUCACCCACUGUCAGCCCUAUUAUGCCCACAAAGUCGGCAAAUCCAUCAGCCCCUGGAUCACCAAACAAAUCCAUUAGUAGUAGUGGAAUUGGUAGAGAGUCUCCAACUCAAACAAGUCCAAGUAAUUCGCUCACAUAUUCACCUGCUCUUUCAAGUGUUGGGGAUGAGCCCCCUAAUAUACCAGCCACUCCGCCACCUGCAUACAAUGCAGUGUACGAUGGAGAUGAUUUGCAUCGCUCUGCAGCGAGCUUGCCAGAAAAGCUAGAAGCAGAGUCUCCCACUUCUCCAAGGGGAGAUGGAGAUUCUCCUAACAAAAACUCGUCAGACAAGGAAGAAGAAAAUAAUGUACGUUUUCUCGGGGAAGAUGGAAACGUCUUGCCUCUUGAUGAUAAUGACUCUAUUAUGAGCAGCAAAAGCCAUCAAUCUGAUGAUGAAGAGGAUAGUGAAGAUGAGAAGAAGCCCAAGAUCCCUGAUGGGGGUUGGGGUUGGGUUGUUGUUCUGUCUUCUUUGUUCAUAAGUAUGGUUGCUGAUGGCAUAUCAUUUUCAUUUGGACUUCUCUACGUAGAGUUCUUAAACCAUUUUCAAGAGAGCAAAAGUGUAACGUCUUGGAUAGGUAGUCUUUUUAUGGCUGUACCUCUUUUAUCGGGGCCUGUUGGUAGUGCACUUGUUGAUCGCUAUGGCUGCAGAGUCAUGACAAUGAUUGGGGGCCUCAUUUCUGGAAUCGGCUUUGUGCUUGCUGCGUUUUCCAAUACAAUUGUUGAAAUGUAUUUCACUUUUGGUGUCAUAGCCGGCCUAGGAUUAGGUUUAUGUUAUGUGACGGCUGUUGUGAGUAUUGCAUUUUGGUUUGACAAGAAACGCACCCUUGCAACUGGUUUGGGUGCUUGUGGCACAGGCAUCGGUACGUUUGUGUACUCCCCAAUGACAACUUUCUUUAUUGAAACUUACGGGUGGCGUGGGACAACUCUCCUCCUUGCUGGCACAUUCUUUAAUAUGUGUGUUUGCGGAGCUUUGAUGAGAGACCCAGAAUGGUACACCCUUGAGCAAAACAAAUCCAACUUGCAACGAGGCAGCAAAUCUCUUCGAGGUGCCUCAUCAUGUGGCUCAAUCUCAGGACGCAGUCAGUUUGAGCAAGACUUUCCAGGUGUAGAGGAGUUGAGGCGAAUGCUGAAGACUGGACAAACGCCUGAGUAUCUUCUUGCUGGACUCAACACAAGCACUGGUGGAGUACCCUCACAUGGGGAGAUCCCUGAAAAAACUUCAAAUGGGGAUAUGGCUCCAUCUUUCCACUCUGUUGUAAAUUUGCCAACAUUUGUUCGUCAAAGUGAAAAGGUGCCUUUGGAAGUUCUAGAGUCAUUGAGCUCCAAUAAGCGCUUAUUUAAUGUGGUUCUUGAGAACUAUCCUAGUCUUCUCUUGUGCCGCUCAUCAAGUCUCAACAAUCUGAAUAAAUCUCCGGUGGAAAGUGUAAGUGGCCCUACCCGAGUCCCUGUUACAAUGUCCAUGCGUCUCAAGCAAGCCAAGAAAGCUGUCGCUGCAGCCAUCACCUCACCUGGGGCUACAUCACCACCUACAUCGGGUGUCAUGAGCCCUACUUCAGAUCCAGCAGGACCAGUCCCAGGUGUUCCGCUACUUUCUCAAAGUGAUGUCAAGCCACAAUUGGUUAGGUCUCCAUCAAAACUACCAAAGAGCAUUUUAACAAAGCCUCCCCCAGGUGACACACCAUGGCUCAAGAGGCAAUUUUCCGUGAAUACUCCUCCUCAGAACUACCUAAAAAAUAUCAGAGUUCACAGAAAUUCAGUCAUGUACCGUGGUGCUAUGCUGAACAUUCAUAAAUAUCGUCUUCGAGCAUCAUCUUGCCCAGACAUAUACCGUAACUCAAUGACCACUAUUGCCCGUGAAAAUGAUGAGAAAUGGUAUGACCAUAUUCUGGAGCCUUUCCGAGGAAUAGUAGAUUUUUCCAUGUUUCUGGAGUUACAUUUCUUGAUGAUGUCCUUGAGCACAAUCCUUCUAUUCACAUGGUUCAUUGUACCAUAUUUCUACUUGGCGGACUUUGUUGGCGACCUUGGUUAUGAACCCUCUGAUGCCUCAACACUACUCAGUGUGAUUGGCAUAACUAAUACCAUUGGCAUGAUUGUGCUUGGGUGGGCUGGCGACCAGCCUUGGAUGAAUGUCACAAAGACUUACGCCGUUUGUCUUGCAAUGUGUGGUCUAGCAACUGCAGCUAUGCCUCUGUGCAUCAAAUCAUGGCCAUUGCUCGUCACAGCAUCUGCUCUGUUUGGGGUGUUUUUUGCCUCAACAUUUUCUUUUACACCUGUUAUUCUUGUUCAACUUAUACCUUUGGAAAGGUUUACACUAGCAUAUGGUCUGAUUCUUAUGUGUCAAGGAAUUGGCAACCUAAUUGGACCACCCAUUGCAGGAUGGCUAUUUGAUGUCACUGGUUCGUGGUAUACAUCCUUCUACAUGGCUGCCGGCUGGAUUGUUGUCUCUGGAGUGUUAUGCUAUAUCAUACCAAUCACCAAAAACAGAAGGAUUAUUGGACAUGCCACAUUAGAGAAGGAUCGAGAAAGCAUUGCUUAACUAAAUUGUACAGUGCAUUCAAAUGACAGACUAUCCAUAAUUGUACUUAAUGCAUCAGCAUUAUGCAAUCUUAAUAUUUAGUUCAAGCAUUCUGCUGUAUGUUUCAUUCUAUAUAUGAUGAAAGUUACUUAAGUAUUGUUUAAGUAUUAAAUUUAGGCAUGUAAUGGUUUGAGUAACAUUUUGUCAGUGAGUGGAGGAGAGAAAGAAAUUUCAAAGUUGAUUUUACCUCUUAGAAGAACUUGCACUGUAUUAGAUAUUAUUCAAAUAUUCUCUCACAUCCUUUUCUCUAAAGUAAAUAACUACUUUUUACUUGUUUCAAAUUUAACUUGUAAUUGUGAACCUUAAUGGUACAGUAUCUUCAAGAUAAAUUAUUUGUAACAUUGUCUUUAGAUAGUAAUUAAAAACUGCCAAGAGUUAUUCUUCCAUUUCAUGAUCUAAAUAAUCUCAUGACAUUGAAUCCAUGACCUUUAUGUUAAUAUUUAGAGGUUGUAAGGUUUUUCUCAUAGAGACGUACCCUUUUUUGUGAUCCUAAUCUCGCAAUCAAUGUCUACAGAUUAAGUACCUCAACUACGUAUAUUGUGGAAUGAUAAAAUAUUCAUUUUAUAAGGAAUUAUCAUGCAAAAAAAAAAAAUUGGCCCUGGAUUUCCUUAACAUGUUUUAAGUAUUUGGUCUUGAGCUUCUCUAUGUAAUAAAAUGCAUCUCAAUUAAGUAAAUUUAUUCAAAAUGACGUUCAGAAGAACUUUCCUAAAUAAUGUUUUGUUUUAUUCUUUCAUAUAUGUGAUGUGUAGUGUUGGCCCUUCUGUAUUUAAUGAUCUGAUGACAUUCUACCUUCAUUCAGAGUUUUCAGUCUCAGAUUCUUUGAUGUUUUGAAUCUUUCAUCUAUGGAUGGUGCUUGUGUUGUUCUUUUUUGUACGAUAGGCAAUCAUUUUGUCUCUUAAUGUGAUACAAUAUUUGCAUAUUAGUUUCCUUUUAUUUUCUUGUUAAGUGUUCUGUAUUAUACUAACUCGCUAGGUCUUAUUAUUAUCACACCUGACCUAUUAUAUUUGAGUUGAUUAAUUUUAGUCAAGUCUUACUGUUGGUAGAGAGACCAGUACCGUAGUGAAAGUAAAAUUAAAAGCUAAAUGCAUUACAUGGAUCGAAAGAAGUUUGAUGCUUUUUUAGGUGAGAGAGAAUGCACACUGACAAUUCUCAAUUUUGGAAGAAAUUCCUUCUUCCAGUUGUUUAUAUUCAGCAAUUUCCCCCUAAAAAUUUAACAAAGGAACAAUAAACAAACAAACAAAGCUCUCUCCUUUUAAAAAAAUCAAUGUUAAAGAGACUUAUUAAUUAUGUAUGCCUAAUGUCAUUGCUGUUUAAUCUGUGUUCUGAAUUUGCAAAUUUAAUGCAUAAGUAUCUCAAGUAGAUCUCCUCAGUGUACAAAAUUUUUUGAAACCUAUGAAGAGGCUUUUAAAUGUAUCUGAGAAUUUUUACUUGGGAUCUUCAUAAACAAUUUAAAACAUCCUUAGUAACCACUUGUUCAGCAAUGUGAAGUGAAAUGGGUGAAUAAACCUGCUAUGGGUGCUAUAACUAUUUGUUAAUAAAUUAAAUUAAUAGGAAUGUUGAACGUCAUCAAUGUAUACCAAUGUUCUCAUCAGGGUCAUGUGACAUCGCUGAAGAUGUUUCCUUCAGGGUUUUUUGUUUUCUUUUGUCAAUGUAGGAAAGUUGCACUACAUUGAUCUCUGCUGGUCGGUAGAUUCAGCUGUCUGCUUUAUUAGCACUUAUUCUGCAUAGUGUUUAAACUUGUUGAUAUAGAAUGGCAUUUUUAGGAGUUGAAUCAGAUUACUUCAACCACCAAAAUGAUUGAGAAAUGCAUGUGUUUGGUGUAGUUGAGUGUGCAGAUCACGAGUCAAGUUGUUACACUAUGAGCUUUAUUGGAGUUGCUGUACUGUCUAGAUCUCAUACUUUGUUUGUUUCUUUCUACUUAUAGAAUAUAUGUUGUGUUGAUGCAUAGGCGAAUGAAAGAUUUAAUUUAUGUUGUCAUGAAGUGUUUACGAGAUAUUAUGAGUGGCUUCAGAACAUUUUCUUUUGAAUGACAGAACGAACGAAAAACAGGAUAUCUGAACUAGCAUUGUGGAAGGCAUUGCGAUGAGUGAAUCUUCUAUGAAACUAUGUUGGUUGUGAUUCAUUUGUUAGAUUUUUAACUUUUACGUUCGAUAAACUUCGUAGAGCACAUGAAUCAGUAAAUCAGGCAUGUCUAUUUUGAUACACUCUUUUAUGCUGGUGGGAACAUUUAAUAGUGGGUUUACUCUUAAAUGCUUGUUAGCUCCUGAUGCAACCUUCUUAACUUCUUGGUGAUUAUGACUGCUGUUUUCUGAAAGAUGUAGCUGCUAUGAUUAUUCCUUGAAGUCUCAUACGUCAUUUAAGUAUACUGUAUGAUUAGAAUAGCAAUAUUAUAAAAGUCUAAAUGUAUUACUCAUUCAUGCUUUUGGAUGCAAAUGCUCAAUGUUCUGCUUCUUCUGCACUUUUUGUGAUUUUUGUUUUGUGUGUCCAUUUUAGACCAUUUUUAUUUCUGCAUAAAAACUAGUGACUGAAUGUUUUCUAAAAUUUGCUACAGGACACAUCUGCAAUCAAAUGUACCAAUCCAAGCGCACAUGUAAAGAUCCUGGUUUUGAUUGAUUUGCUUGACACAACAUGAUAUCAUGUUUUUGUGAUCAAAUUCUGUGAGAAACUGUAGAGCUCUGCUUUUUGCAGCGAGAUGUGCUGUGGGUAAUUCCAGCUCAACCAAAGCAAUACUGUCUCCGCCCCGUUGCUGCUUGAUGUAAUCACAUUUGUAUUGUUUUUUUUGUUUUUUUUUUAAUGUUCUCCGAAAAAUUGUGAAGAGCACAUGCAAAAAUCCUCCGCAAACAAAGCUAAAAAUUCAUACAUAUUAAUAUUAUACUAUCAUUUGUUCUUUACCCAUAAGUAAAUUCUUCAUAGUGUGUAAAAUUUUCAAAUAUAAUCCUUUAAAAAUGUUCUGGAGGUUGUACAGGAAUAAUGGAAUUUGAAUGUGAGCUGAGAGGAAGUGUAAGAGUGAUGUAAGGCUGAUGGAGUUGAGAAGAAUGUUAUAACAUCGGAGACUGUUGUUGUUGACCCUCUGUUUUCUUCCACAUCCAAAAUAAACGAUUAGAUUUAAAUCAAACUUAAUAGGACUGAAAUGAAAAGAAUGCCUUGAAGAUGUCACUAAAAGUUUUGCCAUUAGUGGCUCUUGUGACAUAAUAGAUAUGUUCAUAUAUAUAUUCUUUAAAAUCUCUUUAACUUAAUAUCAUUUUAAUCUCAUGUACUGGCAUCAAAUAUACUUUAGAGUGUAAGUUUGUUACAAUGUGUAGUUUGUGACAAUGUAGUAAAAUUCUUUUCAAGGGCAAAUGUAUGUAUCCUAGAAACAUUUAGAAUACUAUAUUUGCUUGAUUUACUAGCAUUCUGUUUUAGAUACUAUGUUUUAUUUUUCACACUUUUUUUCUAAACUACCAGGUUGGUUGUUAUAGGGCCAGGUAUGAAACAAUCUGAAAGCAAAUAAUUUGUUUUUACUGUUCGUUUUCAAUGGGGCAACCUUUUCUGAAAAGAUAUAAAUAAAUUUGUCCUCAGAAAUAAACAACACAAAGUUGCA